UUAGGAGGAAGAUGACGUGUGCACUUCCUUCUCGUCCUUUUAUUUUGUGUUAGUACAGCAAGCUGUCAACUGAUCAGAUUAACAACGUAAAAUGAUGAUGUUAGCGAUUAUAGGAACAAGAACAGAGUAAUGCCAAAGUAAAGAGAAAGAGAGUUUACUGAAGGAGUGCUGUAUCGCUUAAGGGAAUUACACGGUAAUCAGUGCUAGUAAAAAAAGGAUGGAUCGAUGACGAUCUCCUUCAAAAAAUAAAAGAAGAUGAAUAUUCAUCUAUGGACCUUCCUAAUUUUCCUGACUCAAUCUUUCCUAUGCGUACAGAGCCAAAAUGACACGACCAAUGCCACGUCCACCACGUAUAGUCCCUUGGUGACGUCACACGAAACUGUGACGUUGUCGACAUCGAUGACGUCAGUUGUGGCAUCAUCAUCAUCGUCAUCGUUAACGUCAACAGCAUCACCCUCGUCUGGACAUAGCAGUUCAGGAACGAUCACCGGAGAGAACAGUGUCACGACUACGACCGCGGUUACGAAUGCUUCUAAUGCAACUGUAACCAAGACAACGGGCACGCCUGCAGGGGAUUCAGGAACGUCUGGCACAACCCUCACUCUAGAGACGACUGAGACGAAGUUCUGGCAGCAGUAUCGGUUCUAUAUCCUCGGGGGAGGAGCAGGUUUUAUAGUGUUGUCCGUGAUCACGCUCUUCAUCUGCUGUGCCUGCUGCGCAAGUUGCAGACGGUGUUGUUGCAAUUGUUGCCUAAGACUCUCUUGUUCUGAAGGCUGUCGUGCGGAAUUGGUUGACUUUGAACAGUGCCUAGCAACGUGUUGUUGUCGCCAUGGAAACAAAACCAAACAUCAAUCGCGACAGCAUUACCCGCAUCCUUUUACGACAUUCGAUUAUGACAGCAGCACUUUAGGUACAGAUAAAAAUGGAUGCAUGAAUGGACAUGUUUACACCAAUGGCCACGUGCAUUCAAAUGGUCACGUGCCUAUGACGCAGAUGGGUCACGAUAUUCUAGAUGGAGGCAGCAUCAGCAAACGGAGCGACUCCAGCAAGAGUUCUGAUGUUAAUCACAAUGCAGUGCCGAAAUCCAAGAAUAAAGAGCAACAACCCGUUGAAAUUACUCAGAUAACAGUAUUCGACCCAUCUGUAAAUCAACCAGUGGCAAAUGGGCAUGUGGAACCUGUUACCAAUGGAAAUGGCAAACCCAACGGUAACAGCAACUCUGGGAAGAGCAACGGCAAUGGUCACGUGACAAAUUCACCCGCUGGGUUUAUGAAAUUUCGCGGUGGGAAAGGAAACUAUAAACUCACUCCACUGAGAGAGAGGAAGAAAAUUUAUAUGAACAGCAAAGACGGGGACACAUUCCUCUUCGUCCCGAGUUGCCCGGAUGGAGAUUGCUUCUUCCGUGCUUUCACUAUAGCAACGCACGAGAUUCUCCAAAAGUGCGAGAGACACGCGGAGAGUGGACUUCCUUUGGCGGAAGAUCUGUUCCGUUUCGAAAACGAAAAAGUGUUCAACCUCCGCAAGGAGAUGUGCGAUUUUAUGAGAGAGCAUUUCAGUCGUUACGAAAAGAAAGCGCUGGAGCUGGUUCAUCAAGGGAGCGUAAAAGACAUGGACAGUGCUAUUCCUGCCAUGGACAUCCCCGCCCCCAUACACGACGAACAAUACCAAAGUUUCUACGAUGAACUCAACGCCAUGCAACACCCAGGGACCUACGCAUGCCAGUUGGAAAUUGCCGCCGUGGCGGACAUGAAAAAGACGAAGGUUUUUCUCUAUCAAAAACUCCUUGAGAGUCCCAAGAGCUUAAGGGGCAAGGACCCGAGGAUCAACAUUGCAAAGGUGAUCGAACUCGGACAACCCGAGUUCGAGGACGAGAUUGAUCUUGUCUAUAUGCCCAUUGACCAUGGGAGGUCAGGACAUUACGACGCAUUAGUAAAAGUAGAAACUGCCACUGCCUAGUCCCAGUAUAGAAAUGCAGAUUGGAUUCCAAGAGAGUUUACAUGGACACCACUUGCACCAGAGUCCCAGCGCGCCCUGCGCCUUGGACAAGCAUCGACGGACAUGUUUUUCCUAUUCCUUUUUGAAGAAAGGGGAGAAAGGGAAAAGUUAAAGUGAGUGAAUGCACAACACAUGGGAAGCUCGCGUAUAAAUCUGACUUUCAAUACGUUUAAUAUCAGCUUUUCUCGGAACGGCAGGGUAUAAAGAAGAAACCGCUGGAUCAAACCCCGUAAAAUGCGGUGUAAAGUGUGAGCUUACUUUUGGAUAGGGGUAAACUAAGUGAAGACAAGGGGGACCGCUGUGUACCACGUGAGCAUUACGUCAUUAACGUGAGCUGAUCACGUGGUGAUUAUCCAGGUUACAUAUGCAAAGAUGACGGUGAUUGUGCAAACCGCCGGGAUCAACACCAAAUGAUAAAUAACUGUUACCUCUCAAUUUUUUGCGCAAGUCGAUUCUAUUUGAUGAACAGAACUUUCUCCUAGGUCCUUAGGCAUAUUCAUUAUUGUCUUUUAUUGUUCCAUAAAUGUGUUAUAAGUGCAAUUAUUUAACAAAAAAACAUGACGGGUAAGAUAAAUUGUAAGUAGCCUACGUGUGCGAGCAGCACUGUGUUUUGAAAUUUAUUGUAAGUGGUUAGGAUAGAAGAACAAGCUAUGUCAGUUUUAGCGAAAGGAAUUGAAUUUGUAUCGUACCGGAAUUUGUAAUUUCACCAACCUUGUCUCAUGUGUAUUAUAUGUGAUAGAAUUUCCACAUUUUACUUAACUGCAUCAACUUCUUAACAACGACAACAACUACUAUUGCUACUACUGCCACAAUUACUACUACUACAGGUGUUGCUACUCAACUCUCUUAAAAGUGUAUUAAGAGACUAGUUCUAGGGUUGCUUAUUGCACCAAACAAAGCCCAGGCACUGUGGAACUGCGCCUUAUAAAGUUGCAUUAUUUACAAUAUUCUUUUAGUUUAAAUUGAUAUGUUAAGUUCGUACGUUCAAGCACUGGUGUCUGCCUGAAAUUUUUUCUUUGCUACCGGAAAUUAUAUAGAAAUCAUUCAUAUAGAGCACAACAAAAUGAGACCUAUUGAUAUUUGUUUGUCUUGUUCUUGUUUUCUACCGGUUCUUUUAUAAAUUGUUAUGUUACGUCUUUGCAACAUUCAUUGUAUAUCUCAAUUAAUUUUUGCAUUACAGCGUGUAGGAGACCAUUUUUGUAUUUUGUUGAUUGUAGUGUUUUGAAAGGAUGGAGUUUUCGAUUUUGGAAAGUUGAAAUGAAGCGGUUAUGCAACAAAAUAAAGCUCCAACACUUAAUUACUAGCUGCCUAGAACUGAAAAUCGACCCAACUGAUGUUUGCAACAUAUACGCCUUGUGAUGUAUGUGUUACGUCACAAGGCGUCCAGGGUUCGGUUUUGCAAUGUUGCCAGGCAGCGGAGGUUUAGUAGAAGACUUACACGACCAAGGGGGUUAGCAGACGUUUUUUAGAGACGGAUCUCGGCCCCUUUAACACCUCUAACCUUUGCAUCCCUUGUUCAUUUGUAAAUUGUCUAGUAACGUGAAACGAUGAAGUAAUGAAGGGUAUAUUUUCGAAUUUCUCUCUGUUUGACAAGUCCCUUAGACCCCUCGCUGGCAUCAAAGCACGUGAACAAUUUUAAGUACUUAAAGAUGCAUACAAAGUCUAUUUUUUGUCACAAAAACCAACCAAAUGCCAGCAUAU
Molecule: messenger RNA, 3696 nt
Organism: Lingula anatina
Lineage: Eukaryota; Metazoa; Brachiopoda; Lingulata; Lingulida; Lingulidae
Source: RefSeq, a predicted model, not a curated record